Messenger RNA from Sardina pilchardus (European sardine), 2447 nucleotides. RefSeq names its product nucleosome assembly protein 1-like 4a (gene nap1l4a). NCBI's taxonomy places the organism in Eukaryota, Metazoa, Chordata, Actinopteri, Clupeiformes, Clupeidae. The transcript has 15 exons. The record is from RefSeq and is a predicted model, not a curated record. Gene Ontology annotation, biological process: nucleosome assembly. Gene Ontology annotation, cellular component: nucleus; chromatin. Gene Ontology annotation, molecular function: chromatin binding; histone binding. Bases 82 to 1110 code for a protein of 342 amino acids.
UCUUUGCGGCGAAAACGUGAGGUCGGUGGCAAGCUUGUGAACAUUUGUGAAGUUACAAGUGGAAGGGGAAUACACUUAGACAUGGAUAGAAAAGGUGAUGGUAAAGUUAAGGCUGAGCUGAUUAUGGCAGCUGAAAGACCUGAAGGGUUUCCCCCUAUCGAGAGCAUUCUCCCUAAGGCGGUGAAGAGGAGGGUCCACGCCUUGAAGAGGCUGCAGCUCCAGUGCGCUCACAUCGAGGCCAAGUUCUACGAGGAAGUCCAUGAGCUGGAGAGAAAAUACGCCGCCCUCUACCAGCCACUGUUUGACAAGAGACGAAGUGUGGUGUCCGGAGCCGUGGAACCCACCGAUGAAGAGUGUGAAUGGCACAGUGACCGAGAGGAAGAUGAAGAUCUCACUGAGGGACUCAAGAAAAAAGCUGUGCUGGAGGAGAAGAGUGAAGCCGGAGAGGCCCCCAAGGGCAUCCCAGAGUUCUGGCUCACCAUCUUCCGGAAUGUUCCCAUGCUCGGCGAGAUGAUGCAGGAACACGACGAACCUAUCCUGAAGCAUUUGCAGGACAUCACUGUGAAGUUUUCUGAACCUGGACAGCCAAUGAGCUUCACCCUGGAGUUCCACUUUGAGCCCAAUAAUUAUUUUAGCAACACAGUCCUCACCAAGCUGUACAAAAUGAAAGCUGAGCCGGAUGCGGCGGACCCCUUCUCCUUCGAGGGCACUGAGAUAGUGGACUGUGAAGGAUGCCAGAUCAGCUGGCAGAAAGGCAAAGACGUGACGAUGAAGGUCAUCAAGAAGAAGCAGAAGCACAAGGGCCGGGGCACGGUGCGCACUGUCACCAAGCAGAUCCCUCAGGACUCCUUCUUCAACUUCUUCAGCCCCGUCAAGGCAUCUCCAGGAGACAGUGAAGUGGAUGAGGAGCUGGACUUCACCCUCGCUGCAGAUUUUGAAGUGGGCCAUUUCUUCCGCGAGAGAAUAGUCCCGAGAGCAGUGCUGUACUUCACUGGCGAGGCCAUGGAAGAGGAGAUGAGUAUUGACGAAGAGGAGUAUGAGGAAGGUGAUGAGGAGCAAGAGGAAGAGGGUGAUGAAGAUGACGAUGACGACUAUGAGCCCAAGGCGUAGUCCUCUCUCCCUUCAUGCGUUUCUAGACAGACGAGCCCCCGCCUACUGAGUGCAAGCAGCAGUAAGGUGGGGAUUGGACUGGUGAGCUGUCCAUCAAACUGGCCCCUUCCCCCCCCCGAUCCAGCAGGAUAUCGUACUUCCGCAGGAGAAGGUCCCUACCAAGCGCCCUAAAAAACAAAUGUAACAGCAGAACACUGUUCAGAAAUAUGUAUUUGUGACUUUGUGUCAAUAUUUAUGUCAAUUGGUUGUUGUUUUCUGUCUUGAUAUGAUGUGGUUUUGUACAAAAAGGUGACCUUGUAUUCAAGUCCACCAUCCAUAGUUUGCGCUACAGCUGUCUGUUAUGAAGAGCCAGUGUGCCACUGGGAUGUACUGUGUCAAAUGACCACUUUAAAGUUAAGGGAUGGGAAAACCGUCCAGUGAAAUCCCUCCGUUUCACACUUGUCUCUCUCAGGGUCUUUUUACAGCAGUUCUGACAGAGGACAGAACUGACCCCAAAGAUGGCUCCAGAUUUUACCCAAUGCCUCCCAUUCUGUGUCUGUGUCUGUGUCCCAGUAUCUAUUUAAAGAAACUUGAGAUUUGAGUUGUUUCCUCUGUCAGUGCUGGUGGUCAACAGCUGGCUAAAGUAUGCCAUGAAUUUUAAAAGUCAAGUCCGCUGCUGUUGCCUUUGCCUUCGCUCAGACAUUAUCACCCAUGAUAAUUGUGUGCUGCCAAAUUGUAUCUUUUCAAAUAACAAAGAUAGGUUGGAGUGGUUUUCGAAAUGUACUGUAUUUGUGUCUGUUGUUUUUUUGUAGGUUUUUUUUUUUUGUAACACUCAUUUAUUGUAGAUGUGUCAAAGUUGCGAGAAGUUUUGACACUUAUGAGAGCAACAUUUUCUCAGCCAAUAUCUGUGCACAUCUGUGCACAUCUGUGCCAUCAUCAUAAUCACAAUGAUGUCUUUGACUUCAUCCUGCACUGGAAACCAUUGUGGAGAUACCCUGACCAUCUAUGUCUGUCCAACAUUCAGAAAUAAGUACACGCUGCAGUAGGAGACCGGAGGUCACCUCGUGAUGCACUUUGACCAUGGGCUGCCAACUUUUGUCACCACGCUUUGGAGUGGUGAAUUUACUCAUAUGCAUGUCUGCCUAAAACGCACAGUGACUUGGGGGUGGACAGUAGGUCUGGCUCGUGGAGGCAAGUGGUUGGGUGGAUCUCUUUAUACCGUGACGAGCUCGUUUAUGUCCAUAAACUUGCAAUGGCCUUAGUCGUCUAUUCUCAGAUUUGUUAUGCAAUGUUAUUUUUUUAGUUUAUACAGACUAGUCAUACAACUAUAUUCAAUAAAGUUUAAAUUUGUGCAAAAC